AUGCCAGAAGAAACUGUAUCACCAAUGGAGUCAGAACCACCCACUAUCCAUGGAAAAGCACAUCAUGGAGUGGACCCCGACGAUCAUGUUGCAGUUGAAGGGUCCGGUGAAGAAUUCAAGCAAAAGAUGGAUGAUUUUAUCAAAGAAUUAGCAGUAAAAAUGCAUGUUCCAACAGGAGCUGUGAUUGCUAUGGUUAUUGGUGUGAUCCUAUUUGUUUUAUUAAUAUUGUUUUGUAUUUGUAAACGAUGCGUAUUCAAACGUCGGAAAAAGGAUCGUGGAGCGAAAAAAAGCAAAGCGGAUAUAAAAAGUGUACAACUUUUAGGCAAAGGUUUAACUAAAGAUAAGGGAGAUCUAGAUGAAUUAGAAGCAAAUAUGGAAGAUAAUGAAGGUGUACAAGAGAAGGAAGAAGUCAAUUUGGGCAAACUACAAUAUUCUAUUGAUUACGAUUUUACCCAAGGAGAGUUAACAGUUGGUGUAAUACAAGCAACCGAUUUGCCUGGAAUGGAUUUAUCUGGAACAUCUGAUCCAUAUGUAAAAGUGUUUCUAUUGCCUGAAAAGAAAAAGAAAUAUGAAACUAAAGUACAUCGAAAAACAUUAAAUCCAGUAUUCAAUGAAACAUUUGUGUUUAAAGUUCCAUAUGCCGAGGUUGGGGGAAAAACUUUAGUGUUCAAUGUUUAUGAUUUCGACAGAUUUUCGAAACAUGAUCAAAUAGGUCAAAUUCAAGUACCACUUGGAUCUGUUGAUUUGGCACGCGUAAUUGAGGAAUGGCGCGAUUUAAGUCCUCCUGAUGAUGAUGAAAAGGAAAAUCGUCUUGGUGAUAUUUGUUUCUCAUUACGUUAUGUUCCAACUGCUGGAAAAUUAACUAUCAAUAUUUUGGAAGCUAAAAAUCUCAAGAAAAUGGACGUUGGUGGAUUAUCUGAUCCAUAUGUUAAACUUUCUCUAAUGUUGGGAGGGAAGAGAAUUAAAAAGAAGAAGACUACUAUUAAGAAAUGCACAUUAAAUCCCUAUUACAAUGAAUCGUUUGCAUUUGAAGUACCAUUUGAACAAAUCCAAAAAGUAACAUUGAUUGUGAUCGUGGUAGAUUAUGAUCGAAUCGGUACAUCAGAAGCAAUUGGCCGAGUUGUUUUAGGUUGCAAUGAAACAGGAGCGGGUUUACGUCAUUGGUCAGACAUGUUAGCCAAUCCUCGUCGACCUAUUGCACAAUGGCACACUUUGCAACCAAUGCCUGAAAAAGGUUAA
Molecule: messenger RNA, 1239 nt
Organism: Schistosoma bovis
Lineage: Eukaryota; Metazoa; Platyhelminthes; Trematoda; Strigeidida; Schistosomatidae
Source: the annotation of a GenBank genome assembly